Durusdinium trenchii is the source of this 870-nucleotide messenger RNA. The record is from the annotation of a GenBank genome assembly. Lineage: Eukaryota; Dinophyceae; Suessiales; Symbiodiniaceae.
AUGGAUUUGGUUCCAGCAGUUGGUGACUGGAUUGAGGUGCGAUGGCCUUGCCAGUCAGACAGUGCAGACGCGUCCAGUGCUAGCAUCGACCCAGAAUCUGCAGAUGCUUGGCUGUGGUUCAAAGCCCUGAUCGUUCAGGGAGGCCGUAAAUUCUUACUUCGCUUUGAAGAUGGUGGGGAGGCUUGGAACUCCUUGCGGAAGUUGCAAUGGAGGUCACUGAAGGCUUCUUCCCCGGCCCUGCGAGAGAGAGAAGAAUCGCCGGAUGAGACGGUGAUGGACCAGACGGGUUUUGUUCACAGCUUUGAAAUCGAGGAGGAGUUUCUGCGAUUUUGCGACAGUUUGCACAUGCGUCGAGAAGAGUUAGGGGACAAGUCACGUGGCGAUGCCGCGUAUGGUGAAGCUUUGAGUGGAGGCCUCGUUUCUGUACUGAUCCGUCGGGAGGCUUUACCGGAGGGGGAGCGUGAUGUCUAUAAUCGCUUGCACCAACGAUGCAUUCAAGAGGUUCCUCUUGCUUGGCCCGGAUGGAUACAACGUGCAGCUGGGAAGUCUGGCCGUGCCAGGCCUUCUCAGGAUCUUCGUGUUCUACAGUACUUCGAAAAGGCCAAUUUCAAGGCACAUGUCGACAGUGGCUGGGCAUGUCAAGCGCUCAUCUAUCUCAAUGAGGAUUUCCAGGGCGGUUAUACCGAGUUUCCCAACCUCGGCGCUCGCUACCGACCCCGACGAGGUCGUGUGCUCUUGUGGCGCUCCAUUUGCGUUGGCUUCAAGGCAGCAGUUCCGGGAAGUCUUGAAGAUCAUCCUGCUCGACAUGUGGCAUGCGAAGUGUUUGGAGGGGUCAAACGUGUGGUAAGUCUUCAUUUAGUGUUGGCCUAG